Molecule: messenger RNA, 1467 nt
Organism: Recurvomyces mirabilis
Lineage: Eukaryota; Fungi; Ascomycota; Dothideomycetes; Mycosphaerellales; Teratosphaeriaceae
Exons: 6
Coding region: 1-1467 (488 amino acids)
Source: RefSeq, a predicted model, not a curated record
AUGGCUGAUGAAGGCGGCCCUCCUGACGGCUAUCACGGCGGCAAUGAGGACUACCCGAUGCGGUAUGACAACAACCAGGAUGGGUAUGACUGGGACAGUAAGGGCUUCACACUCCGUGCUCUGGAUCUUGCUAACUUGAUAGGAGUGUUCGGCGCGAACGCUGCUGGCGAGACUGAUGGAGCAGUGGGCAAUGAUGGCGGUUCCAACGAUCCCGAGUAUCCUGAGCCUCCGGCGUACGGCGAGUGGUCUUACGAUCAGCCUGGCAUCCUCCAGAAUCAAGAAGAUCAGGGCAACAAUGGCGCCUACGAUGCUGCCGAGGACUCGCAGCAGUACGGUUAUGGUGACCAAAGCUCGGAGCAAAACGCCUUCAACAACAACGCCUUCAACAACAACGGCUUCAACAACAACGCCUUCAACAACAACGACUACAACAACAACGACUCCAACAACUACGCCUUCAACAACUACGCCUUCAACAACAACGACUACAACAACAACGACGCCAACAACAACGGCUUCAACAACAACGACUACAACAACAACGACUCCAACAACAACGGCUUCAACAACAACGCCUUCAGCGGACUCGCAAGCUCAGGGAUGGUCGACAGUGACCAAGCCGACGCCUACAAUCCUGGGCCAGCCAACACCAACUUAGGGUCCACGUCCGAACACGAAGCCUUCAAAUUUCCCGCCCCACCCACCCCGGCUGUGGUGGACAACCCCAUGGCCAACCCCAACAACUUCUCCGUCACUACUGCCGUCGAUAAGGACGACAAUCCCACCAAGAGGCUCAGGCCUGACGGAACCCCGGCGGUGGCUUCUACCAACGAAGAUGUGUUGGUCGUCCAGGGCGUGACACUCAGGGGUCCACAGCUCCGUGAGUACCAAAAAGUCAUGGCCGACCUGGACGAGGAGCGCAAGAAGUUGGAGAUGGUCCAGCGCGCCAUCACGGUAGCUGAGGCAUGGAAGGCCGAACGGCUUGCUGCGGAGAAGGCUGAGGAGGAGAAGUUUGUGGCGGCUACCGGCAUCUCUGUGCGCGAAAUGCACGCCAUUUGUACGAUCGUCAAGCAGCUCUGCACUUCCAUAUUUGGCAAUGAGCCCAAUACCAACAUCCCAAAGUCAGCUCAACCCAAGCAAGCUUCAUCCACGCAGCGACCUCAAGCCACUCCGACUCCACCGACUCCUGCGCCAGACACGCAGAACAUGGCGAACGCAAAGACUACCAAGUCACCCAACACCAUUAAGCCGCCGAGGCGCAAGACGCCCAUUACAGCUCCAGAUUUAGCCGACGAAGAAGGCCAGGCUGGUAAGCAGCUUCCGCCCGCCGUCGCUACCAAGAAUGUCCACGGCGAGCAAGUCCCAGAGCAUUUGCUCACUGCACGCGCUGUCUUGGAGCAGAACUUCAGUCCUACCAUGCUGGAGCACAUCAGGCUCCUUCGCAAGGCUAUUGGGGACCCGAUGUAG